GCACACGACUGUUGGCAGUUCCAUUGCCAGUGCCAGUGGACAGUGUCAGGCACUGCUACGAGUGGCAAAGUGACAUUUUGAAUUUAUGUGUGGCGUGCAAAGGAAGAAAUCGACUACAGUGCAAGUUAUAAAUACCUAAAAUUGCUGAUAUAAGUAAGCUCGACGGUCGCUUUUUGUCUAUUAAAAUGUGAAAUAAUAAAGAAAGUAAUUAGCUUCAAUAAAUAAUAAAUGAAAAGUUACUAAUUUGCAAGUGGUAAAAGCAAUAAUCGUAAAGAAAAUUGUACGCAUAUAAUUUGCUAUACGGAAAAAUUUCAACGAGUGCGUAAGGAAAAAGGAAGAAAAACGCUACAUAUACACACACACAUAUGUAUAUGUAUUUGUGUGGAUAUAUAAGUAACGUCGUGUGAAAGUUUGUGCUGGCGAAGAGAGCACACAGCAAUUACUUGUGACCCAACCCCGCUGUUUUGUAUAAGAGCCAACAGCAGCAAGAACAACAACAGCACAUGCAACAGCAGCGGCCAUAAAAAUAAAUAUCAAAUAAAAAAAAUGUCUUAAGUGUGCGCACUCAGAGCGCGUGUAUGUAUGUAUGUAGGUAGUUGGUAGGUAAGCGUGCGUCGUGUGUGUGUUUGUUGGCGUUUCGUUUUUUUCGUACGUACAACUACAACUCCGAUAACGCCAGUUCACCAGGCUGACCUUUUUUUGGCUUUUUCUGCCCUCUGUGCACCUUGUAGCGACAGUUGGACGGUCGUUCGGUCGGCGGGCGGUCGUCGUCGUCGUCGUCGCCGUCGUCGUUAAAGCUGUCAUUUGUCGUAUAAACCGUUAUCGAAGCGUGUAGUUCACAUGCAUACCCCUAAUCGUCAUGGUGACUUCGUGUAGGCUUUUUCAUACGAUAUAUAUACACACACACACACAUAAAUGAGAAAAGUGAUUCUAACGGUGAUAAGUAAUUGAAAAGAGGAAUUGAAGUUGUUUUUGUUGCAAUACGCAGUCGCUUUGUUGUAGCAAACUCGUGCAGCGUGCAGUACCGAGGCACCACAAUAAGCCCUAAUCAAUGAAAAAAUGGUAACAAUGACUUCAGAGGUGGACAAAACGCAAACUUCUAUCGUCUUGGCUGCCAAGUCUGCAGCAGCUGCAGAAAGCGGUAGCGCUAGCGCUGCCAGUGCUAAUAGUGCCAUUGGGGCGGAGGAGAUGAGCCAACACCAACGCAUAGCGCACGCUGCUGGUGACAAUGGUGAGGUUGUAGCAGAAGAUGUAGCUCAUGCGGCCAGCAAUAUAACAACAAGCGAUAAUUGUAAUGAGGUGCAAACGAAAAUUGCAACAACAACAACAACAACAACAACAACAACUAAUUCAACAAAUAUCAAGCCUUUGGAGUUAUCAAGUGUUACAAUCUCCAUUGAAUUGGCGAGUGAGGAUGACUCCUCAACAGCUGCGACGCCAGCCGCGGGCGUGCAAGCAACUGUAUGUACAACAAUAACACCGGCCACACCAGUUACGCCGACCACACCGCAAGGAGCAACGCCCAAAACGGUAGCAACUGCGGCUGGCGUAGCGCCAGCACCUACCACACCUACGAAUACGACAAAAGAUAUAACAGCAACACCAACAAUAACACCAAUAACAACACCAAUAUUAACACCAAAAGCUGUAGAAGCAGCAACCACAACACCAAUAAAUGCAACAAAACCCGAAGAAGCAACUGCAAGCGUUGAAAUUACUAAAUGUAACGAAAAUAAUACCGUUACAGCCACCGUUGCAGGCAGCGCUAGCACAAUAAACAAACAAGUUGUUGUUGUUAAAAGUGAGAACAACAGCAACAACAUGAACAAUACAUCAAACACCACAACAUCGGUCACAACAGUGAGCAUAGCAACUACUGUCACCAGCACAACCAGCAAAACAAUAGCAUCCACCAAUAACACCAACAACACUACCACCACCACAUCAUCAUCACACUCAUCAUCCUCAACGCCAAAGGUGAAUUUCAGCUUAAAUAGCGCCACCAACAGCACCACAAGCAAUAGCACGUGUACCUCGAGCACGAACAGCACCAGCAGUGUGACCAGCAUAUCUACACCGGCUGCCGUGGGUGGCAUCACUGGUAAUGGCAGCGGCAGUGGCCAUAGUGGUUUGGAUGUGAGCAACAGUCAUUAUCAUUAUCAUCAACAUCAGCAACAACAAGGCAGCCAGCAUGGCAAAUCGUCGGCCAACAGUGGCAGCGGCGGCGGUGCGGAUGGCUCACACACAGCGCUGCCCGGAGCGAAGCCUUCACUCACCAGUGGCGCCAUUCUAAAUCACCCACAACAGCGUCGCAACGAAGAUGCACCCAAUAUACUUGUCUACAAAAAGAUGGAGGCAAUUAUUGAGAAGAUGCAGGCGGAAUCCACCGGUGUGGCAGUGCGUACAGUCAAAGCGUUUAUGAGCAAAGUCCCCUCGGUCUUUACUGGCGCCGAUUUGGUAGCUUGGAUAUUAAAGAACUUGGAUGUUGAAGAUGUGACAGAAGCGCUGCAUUUUGCGCAUUUGCUUGCCUCGCACGGCUACAUUUUCCCCAUCGAUGAUCAUCAGUUGACGGUGAAAAACGAUGGCACCUUUUAUAGAUUUCAAACACCCUACUUUUGGCCAUCAAAUUGUUGGGAGCCGGAAAAUACAGAUUACGCAGUGUAUCUGUGCAAACGCACCAUGCAGAAUAAAACGCGACUGGAAUUGGCUGAUUAUGAGGCGGAGAACUUAGCUAAGCUACAAAAGAUGUUCUCACGCAAAUGGGAAUUUAUAUUCAUGCAGGCGGAGUCACAAAGCAAAGUGGCCAAGAAACGUGAUAAGCUCGAAUGCAAAGUGCUGGAUUCGCAGGAACGCGCCUUCUGGGAUGUGCACCGUCCAAUGCCCGGCUGUGUGAAUACCACCGAAAUCGAUAUUAAGAAAGCAUAUCGACGUGGUGGACACGGUUCCGGCACUUCUGGUGGUGCGGUGGCCAAGAAUCCCGUUGAACAGGUGACACGUGUCAUUGGUUUGCGCAAACAAAAACUCGAGCGACGCACCAUAAAGGUGUCAAAGGCAGCCGAAGCUUUGGUCGCCUACUACGAGCAAUACAAUGAAUUUGAUUACUUUAUCACAUCACCGGAGUUGCCAAAUCCUUGGCAAACAGACAGUACUGAAAUGUGGGAUGCGGAACGUAACUCCAAAGAAGUACCGCUGCGUCAUGUGAAGCGUUGGGGCUUCAGUUUACGUGAGCUACUAAACGAUCCGGUUGGACGUGAACAAUUCACGAAAUUUCUCGAAAAAGAGUACAGUGGCGAGAACUUAAAAUUUUGGGAGUCCGUGCAACAGAUGAAAACACUACCACAAUCGGAAAUCAAAGAAGCAAUACACAAAAUCUGGCAGGAGUUUCUCGCACCCGAUGCACCCUGUCCGGUGAAUGUGGAUUCGAAAUCGGUAGAAUUGGCGCGUGAGGCUGUCAAUGCUGUUAAUGGUCCAAAUCGCUGGUGUUUCGACGUAGCCGCCGCGCAUGUCUAUCAUCUCAUGAAGAGCGAUUCAUAUUCGCGUUACUUGCGCUCGGAUAUGUAUAAAGAUUAUUUGAAUUGUUCGCGUAAGAAAAUCAAAUCAAUACCAAAUUUGUUUGGUGUGAAGCGUUAGGCGGUUGCUGAAAAUGAUAGCAUACAUUUGUGCGCGCAGAAAAUUUAAUUGUUUAACUACUAAUGUGCUUUAUACCGUCACACACAGCUUGUUAUGUUUUUUAUUAUAAGUAUGCAGCUUAGAAAAGCUUUGGAUUAUUGAUAAAGAAAAAUAGAAUUGAAUAGCUUGUUUGUGGUUGAAAAUAUUUUUUGUUGUUAAUAAUACUUCACUAUUUAUAUAUUUUUAUAUAGAGACUUAACAUUUAACGCUCGCAGCAGAAACUACACAAAUUUAGUUAUUUUUAUAAUAUGUGACAUUAACUGGUUAAAGCGCUUAUUACAACACAUAUUUCUGUUAUAGUGUCGAAAGACGCUUUUGGUAUAGUUUUUCAAUGAAAUGAAAAUGAAGAAAAGGGUGAAUUAAUAGGCAUAUUUGUUAAACUAAAUAAAGUGAAACUAUAAAAGUAAAAUAAUUUAGGCAAAUUGUAAUAACUUAUGGAAAAUGCAUAGAUAUAUAUAUAUAUAUGUACAUCAUUUCCGGCAUGACACUUUCGCCCCCCUCCCCCUCCUCAGAAAGUCAUCACAAAUACUAUUAUCACAAUAACAAAUUAGCUGAAUUUGGUUGGUUGGUUGGUAGUCGCAUGAAUAAAUACAUAUACAUAUUACAUGAUUAAUUGUUUGAUGAUGAAAUACACUAAGUACAUAAGUUUGUACAUAAGAUACAUAUAUAAAUAUACAUAGAGUUAUAGCAUAUAUUGUAUGUCUAAAUGUUAAUUGUACUAAUGGUAUGUAAUUUAAAACAGCAUAUACAUACAUAUUAAAAAAUGUUCAAUGUUUUGAGCAUUUUCAAGAAUAAACU
Zeugodacus cucurbitae (melon fly) is the source of this 4467-nucleotide messenger RNA. RefSeq lists its product as uncharacterized. NCBI's taxonomy places the organism in Eukaryota, Metazoa, Arthropoda, Insecta, Diptera, Tephritidae. The transcript has 7 exons. Gene Ontology annotation, biological process: intracellular signal transduction; G protein-coupled receptor signaling pathway; regulation of G protein-coupled receptor signaling pathway. The coding region runs from base 1060 to 3630 and encodes 856 amino acids. The record is from RefSeq and is a predicted model, not a curated record.